AUGAUGCGGCCGCAGCUGUUCCGUGCGGCCGCUCGGUCACUCCGGGCUCCCAAGGUCAUCCCCAGGACCUUCGCGACGACAGUUCCUCGCGCGGCCGAGGUGGAACUCACCAUUGCCGGCUCGGCUCUCAUCCAAGCCUGUGAACAAGCAGGCGCCACAGUCCCCAGAUACUGCUACCACGAAAAACUUCUGGUCGCAGGAAACUGUCGAAUGUGUCUCGUCGAAGUUGAACGUGCUCCUAAGCCGGUCGCCUCCUGUGCUUGGCCGGUCCAACCCGGUAUGGUGGUGAAAACCAACUCGCCGCUGGUCCACAAGGCUCGGGAGGGUGUCAUGGAAUUCCUUCUCGCCAACCACCCCCUCGAUUGCCCUGUUUGUGACCAAGGAGGAGAGUGUGAUCUUCAGGAUCAAUCGAUGCGUUACGGUGCUGACCGGGGUCGUUUCCACGAAGAAGGCGGCAAGCGUGCCGUGGAGGACAAGAACAUUGGCCCCUUGGUCAAGACCUCGAUGAACCGCUGCAUUCACUGCACUCGCUGUGUUCGAUUCAUGAACGACGUCGCUGGCGCCCCGGAAUUGGGAACCGCCGGUCGCGGAAACGACAUGCAGAUUGGCACCUACCUCGAGCAGAACCUCAACUCAGAACUUUCAGGAAACGUCAUUGACCUUUGUCCUGUUGGUGCGCUGACCUCUAAGCCCUACGCAUUCCGCGCGCGUCCUUGGGAGCUGAAGCACACCGAAUCGAUCGACGUGCUCGAUGCACUUGGCUCCAAUAUCCGCAUUGACAGCAGAGGACUCGAGGUCAUGCGCGUCGUUCCACGAUUGAAUGAUGACGUUAACGAAGAAUGGAUCAACGACAAGUCGCGUUUCGCCUGCGAUGGGCUAAAGACUCAACGUCUCACCACCCCACUCAUUCGUCGGGAGGGCAAGUUCGUUCCCGCUACUUGGGAACAAGCUCUCUUGGAGAUUUCGGCCGCCCACGAGAAGCUCCAGCCCCAGGCCAAUGAAUUCAAGGCUGUCGCUGGACACUUGGUUGAUGCUGAGUCGCUCGUCGCCAUGAAGGACCUAGCAAACAAGCUUGGCUCUGAUAACCUUGCCCUCGAUCAGCCUGGUGGCAGUGCUCCCAUUGCUCACGGCGUUGAUGUUCGCUCUAAUUACCUCUUCAACUCCAAGAUCUAUGGAAUCGAGGAGGCCGACGCCAUUCUCCUGGUUGCGACAAACCCUCGUCACGAGGCUGCCGUUCUCAACGCCCGCAUCCGCAAGCAAUAUAUCAGAUCUGACCUUGAGAUUGGUCUUGUUGGCGAGGAGUUUGAGAGUACCUUUGACUUCGACCACCUUGGUGCUGACGUCUCUUCCUUGAAGAGUGCGUUGUCUGGAGAGUUUGGCAAGAAGCUUGCCGCUGCACAGCGACCCAUGAUCAUUGUCGGUAGCGCCGCUGCGGAACACGCUGAUGCCAAGGCAAUCUUCGAGACUGUCGGUAGCUUUGUGGAGAAGCACGCCAGCAACUUCACCACCUCUGAGUGGCAAGGGUACAAUGUCCUUCAGCGCGCUGCCUCUCGUGCCGGCGCCUAUGAAGUCGGUUUCACCGCGCCGUCUACAGAGGUUUCACAGACCACCCCCAAGAUGGUCUGGCUUCUGGGCGCGGAUGAGAUUGCUCAGAGCGAAAUUCCAAAGGAUGCAUUCGUCAUCUACCAGGGACACCACGGUGACCGCGGCGCACAACUUGCCGACGUCGUUCUUCCCGGUGCUGCGUACACUGAGAAGUCUGGCACGUACAUCAACACCGAAGGUCGAGUGCAGGUCACCCGGGCUGCUACCUCUCUCCCUGGGGCAGCUCGCGAUGACUGGAAGAUCAUCCGUGCCACCAGUGAGUUCCUUAACGCUCCUCUGCCCUAUGAUGACAUUGAGGCUCUCCGCGACCGUAUGGAGGAAAUCAGCCCUGUCAUGCGUCGCUACGACGUCGUCGAGCCUGUUUCCGUUAGUUCAUUGAGCAAGGUCCAGCUUGUAGACCAGAACAAGGGGUCCGCGACUACUGGCGCACCUUUCAAGAAGGUCAUCGAAGACUUUUUCUUUACCGACUCUAUCUCCCGAAGCUCACCUACCAUGGCCCGCGCCUCUGCUGCCAAGGCCACUGGAAACCCCGAGACAAACUUCAUGGCUGCUGGAGAAAUGUCUCCGCAGGCCCUGUACGGUUAA
Penicillium olsonii is the source of this 2190-nucleotide messenger RNA. NCBI's taxonomy places the organism in Eukaryota, Fungi, Ascomycota, Eurotiomycetes, Eurotiales, Aspergillaceae. The record is from the annotation of a GenBank genome assembly.